Messenger RNA from Astrephomene gubernaculifera, 3939 nucleotides. The record is from the annotation of a GenBank genome assembly. NCBI's taxonomy places the organism in Eukaryota, Viridiplantae, Chlorophyta, Chlorophyceae, Chlamydomonadales, Astrephomenaceae.
CGGUUCUAAGAAAACUCAUUUGCUAUCAUUAUAGCUGCACUAUUUUACCCACUCCAUUGACCCACCAAGAACGUCCUUGCUGAUCUUCAACCAGGACAUUACUGUGCCGUUAUCCAUUUUUCCUUCCAACCUACUUUCAGCCAUGAAGAAUGCGUACUUGUAACUGAUCAAGCAAUAGACUCAGCUGUCAGGCCCAGGCUGUCUUCGUCGCGUCCAUUGGAGCAUUAUUAAGUCCUGCGGGUGCUAGGAGCCAUGGCGGAGAAUCGUGGCAAGCCUCGAGGAGAGCUAGCGGAGCUUAGCGCCCAGCUGCAGAACCUCUGCACAGCUGGGAAACGGACUGAGCGAGAGCUGCGCAAUGCAAAGAAGGAUGUCUUCAAGAAGGUCAUCAACUACAUGACCCUGGGCAUGGAUAUGUCCGCCUUGUUCCCUAUGAUGACCUCCUGCGCCAACCUCAGCUCCGACGACCUGGUGCUCAAGAAGAUGCUGUACCUGUACCUAACGCAUUACGCUUCCCAAACUCCGGACCUGGCGUUGCUCACAAUCAAUCAGCUGCAAAAGGAUUGCGCGGACCAUGAUCCCAUGAUUCGCGGCCUGGCGUUGCGCAGCCUGUGCUCGCUGCGUGUGGCCAACUUCCUGGAGUACGUGGUUACUCCCAUCAUGACGGGUCUGUCCGACCGUCACCCCUACGUGCGGCGUACGGCGGUGAUGGGGGUGCUCAAGGUGCACCACAUCGACCCCACCACCGUGGCGCAGCAGGGCAUGGUGGAGCGAGUGAAGCGGCUGCUGUCCGCCGACUCGGAUGUGCAGGUCAUCGCAAACUGCCUGUCGGUGCUCAUGCAGCUGGAGCCCCCCAGCCGGCUGGUGGAGAGGGCCUUCCUGUACUCGCUGCUCAACCGGAUCAAGGAGUUCAGCGACUGGGGUCAGUGCCAGGUCCUGGAGCUGGCGUCCCACUACCCGCCCUCCGGCGAGGCCGAGGUGUACGACCUGCUGAACGCGCUGGAGGACCGCAUGGGCCACACCAACAGCGCGGUGGUGCUGGCCACCAUCAAGGUCUUCCUGCGCCUCACCAUCAACAUGACCGCCACACACCAGCAGGUCCUGGAGCGAAUCCGCGAGCCCCUUAAAACCCUCAUCAGCCGCGACGACGCAGCCACCGCCUACGCAGCCCUCUCCCACGUGCUGCUGCUGGCCCAACGCGCGCCCAUGAUCUUUGAAAACGACGCCACCGCCUUCUUCUGUCGUACUCACGACCCGUGGUUCGUUAAGAAACUGAAGCUGGAGAUCUUGGCUGCCAUCGCCAACAGCUCCAAUGUGUACGACAUAGUUACGGAGCUGACGGAGUAUGCGCGCGACAUAAGCCCCACGAUGGCGCGGGAGGCGGUGCGAGCGGUUGGUCGUAUCGCGCUGGCGGUUCCCGACUCGGGCGGCAUCAUCGAGCGGCUGCUGCUGUUCCUGGACGCGGGGAACGCAGGCGGCAGCAGUGGAUCCGAGCACCUCGUGUCCGAAGCGCUCGUGCAACUGGCUGACGUGGUUCGCCGCUACCCCGACACCGCACACGUGGUGGUGGGAGCUCUCGGAGAUCUCGGUGUGUACGGCAACAUCACGGAACCCGCGGCUCGCGCGUCGUACGUUUGGCUUAUCGGACAGUUCGGGGCGUUGGUUCCCGAGGCGCCGUACAUUCUGGAGCCCUUUGUGGAGGGUUUCGCUGCGGAGGAGCCUGCCGUACGGCUGGCGCUUCUGACGUCAGCGGUGCAGCUGUUCUUCCGGCGGCCUCCCGAGGCGCGGGGGCUGUUGGGGGCUGCGCUGGCUGCGGGGGUGGCGGAUGAGCACAUGGAUGUGCGGGACAGGGCACUGAUGUACUACAGGCUGCUCCGCGCCGACGCCGCAGCCGCCGAGCGUGUGAUCGCCCCGCCGCUGCUGGUGGUUCCCUGGUUCUCCGAGGCGCUGUCACCGGAGGCGCGGGACGCGGUGUUUGAGGAGUUCAACUCGCUGAGUGUGGUGUUCCAGCAGCCCUCGGGCGCCUUCAUUGAGCGGCAGGCCUACCACUCCCUGGAGUCCGAGCCCGAGCCGCCGGCACCCGCAGCAACAACAGGAGACCUGCUUGCGCUGGAGGCUCCGGAGCUGGUUAACGCCCAGCGAGCCACCAACCUGCUGGCGGAUGCCGACAUGGACGGAGGAGCUGGGGGCGCCGGGGGCAGCGGGCGGGACACACCCUCCGCCGCCGCUGCAGCAGCCGCCCUGGGGUCCGACCUGCUUGACCUCAGCCUGGGGCCGGAUGUGGCGGCGUUGCCGGGGGCAUCGGGAAGCAUGGGGCCCGGGGGGAUGUACGGCGGACCCAUGCCGCACCCCUCGCCCGCAUACACCGUGCUGCCACCCACUCCGCAGCCGCCGCAGAUUGGUAGCUUGCAGCAGCAGCAGCCGGGGCAGCAGCAGCAGCAAUGGGACAUGUUGGGAAGCCUAAUGGGACCUCCACCACCUCUUCCUCCCCCGCAGCAGCAGCAGCAACAACACCAGCUGCAGCCACUGCCUCAGCAGUGGGGUGGAGCACCACCGGUGCAAGGGCUGCCACCCCAUCAGCAGCAGCAGCACCACAUGAUGAUGGCGGGCGGGGUUGGGGCUGCUCCUGCUCCUGCUGCUGCUGCACCUCCUGCUAGCGGAGCUGGUGUGGGAGGUGUUGCCAUGCCAUUACCCGGUGGCAUGGCGAUGUUUGGAGGCGGGGCAGGGGGAGGCCGAGCAGCAGCAGCAGCAGGGCCGGGAGCAGGAGUGGGGGAGCUGCUGGGAUUGCUGGAUGAGGGCCCGAUGAUGCGAGGGCCUGGGGGUGGGAUGACGAUGGUGGGUCAGCAGCAGCCGCAGCAGCCGCAGCCGCAGCAGCAGCAGCCGGCACAUGCAGCGCCGGUGCAGGAGCUAGUGCUGAACUCCAAGGCCCGCAUGACCCCUGGGUCGUUCCAGGACGAGUGGCGGCGCCUGUCCCCCGCCCACUCCGCCUCCCUCACCGUGUCGGCCGCCAGCGUGGCGUCCCUGACCGCCAACAACCACCGUGACUUCACGCAGCACAUGGCGCAGGCAAACAUACACACCAUUGCGAGUGGGGGGCAGCCGCCUAACUUCAGGUACUACUUCUACGGCCAGCAGCAGCAGUCGCCCGCUGCAGCUGCAGCCCCCUCCUCGGCCGCCUCCCUGUUCCUAGUAGAGCUGCUGCUGCGGGGUGUCGGGGCGGCGGGGGGCAGUCUCACGGUAACCGUCAAGACCACGGAUGCAGCCCGACUGCCCGCAUUCCUGGAGAUAUGGAACGCAUGUCUGGCAGGGUACCUGGGGUGAUCGGGGGAAGCAGGCUUGGAAGCUGGGUAGCAGUGCUAGCGGGGAAGCGGCGCAAGCGGGGUAGUGGUGGCCUGGCGGUGCUGGGGGGGCGGGUUCGUCUUCGGGCAGUGUGACGGAAAGGAGGACGGAGGGAUGGGAUAGGGUGGCGUGUGUUGGGGUGUUCUUUGCGUGAGGAGGCAGUGGGGACUUGGUUAGCGUGGGGGUCCAAUGCACGGCGUCUGAAUAGUUGCGCAGCCGGUGCAGUUGGAGGGGGGUGUUGCCUGUUUAGGCAGGUGGCUGGGCUUGGGGUGUGUGCGAGGGAGGGGCGGUGUUUUGGUCACAGGAAGAAGGCACGUGGCGGAAGGAUGAUCGUGAUGGCUACUUCAGGAUGCUUGCGACGGUUUCAACAUGUGGAUAAAUCUCCUGUACGUACGUGGGUGCCCUUCAACAGGGGGCCCGUACCUAACAACUUGCGGGAGACCUGUAACAGGCUUACCCAUGCGCCAUGCCCAAGAGCAAACCCUUGCAGCUGCUGACUUGUCCAUAUCCUGGGUACACGAAUGGCAUUAACAUCGCAGCGCUUGUGAAGCAUACGCACACGCAUGCGUCACGUAACCUGUUUGAAGGCGACAUAACAUGGGG